Molecule: messenger RNA, 660 nt
Organism: Athalia rosae (coleseed sawfly)
Lineage: Eukaryota; Metazoa; Arthropoda; Insecta; Hymenoptera; Athaliidae
Product: larval cuticle protein A2B-like
Exons: 2
Coding region: 138-548 (136 amino acids)
Cellular component (GO): extracellular matrix
Source: RefSeq, a predicted model, not a curated record
AUCGUUAAAUUCAGAGCGUUGCCCGGUCAGCUCGGACUCCCGGGGGACACCGUCGGGCUAACUAUAAAUACCUCAGCCCCGGAUCAUCCGGACAUCAGUACCUCCUGCUAAGUUUCCCGACCGAUAUCACCUCUGAAAUGGUCACCAAGUUCUUAGUAUUCGCCAUGGCGGUGAUCGUCGUCGUCGAGUCCGGGGUGAUCCCCGCGGCUGCCCCCGUUGCUCUGGCUCCGGCUCGUCUCGUCAGGACCGACGAAUUCGACCCCCACCCCCAGUACACCUACGGCUACGACGUCCAGGACACUUUGACGGGGGACGCGAAGAGCCAAUACGAGACGAGGAACGGCGACGUCGUCAGCGGACGUUACAGCCUCAUAGAAGCCGACGGGACGCGUCGCGUCGUCGAAUACACGGCCGAUCCGAUCAACGGAUUCAACGCCGUGGUUCACAGGGAACCAGCGGUCGUCAAGGCCGUUCCCGUUGCUCCCGUCGCCCCCGCGGUGCCAGCGGCGCCGCUGUUCGCAGCGCCGGCCUACCCCUAUCAUCACUAACGGAAGGCGUCGGGCGUCGCGGCGCCCGCUUACUAUUAGAAAUCCGUUACUGUAACUGUGUACAUAUCAUGUUUAUAUCGAAGAGUAAAUAAUUCGUAUGCGAAAGAGAAAA